Aspergillus tanneri is the source of this 1281-nucleotide messenger RNA. RefSeq lists its product as uncharacterized. Gene Ontology annotation, molecular function: transmembrane transporter activity. The record is from RefSeq and is a predicted model, not a curated record. NCBI's taxonomy places the organism in Eukaryota, Fungi, Ascomycota, Eurotiomycetes, Eurotiales, Aspergillaceae. Gene Ontology annotation, cellular component: fungal-type vacuole membrane. The coding region runs from base 1 to 1281 and encodes 426 amino acids. The transcript is spliced from 3 exons. Gene Ontology annotation, biological process: transmembrane transport.
AUGCCAUCAUCUACAUCUAGCGACAAUGUGCGUGACAGAGGCCAAGAGCCUGUUACAACGACGAAAUUGCUGGUUGAUGAGUCUACCACAGAUUGCACUUUUGUUGCCUGGAUUCAGGUUCUUGGGGCGUUCUUUUUGUUCUUCAAUCCAUGGGGACUUGUAAAUAGCUUUGGUGCCUUCCAGACGUAUUAUGAGUUGAAUUCCCUCCAUUCACCAUCUGAUAUCUCAUGGAUUGGAACAUUUCAGGGUUUUCUUCUCUUUCUAGUCGGUAUCCUAACUGGUCCUGUAUAUGAUCUUGGAUUCUUUCGAACCCUUGUGGUUGUUGGUACCUGUCUCACCACAUUUGGAAUGAUGAUGACCUCCAUCGCUACGGAGUACUACCAAAUAUUUCUUGCCCAGGGAGUCGUAGUUGGCUUGGGUGCUGGAUGCUUGUUUAUUCCUAGUGUUGCAAUUGUUGCCCAGUACUUCACUAAACAUCGUGCCUUGGCUACAGGAAUUACCGCUUCAGGGGGAAGUGUUGGUGGUGUCUUAUAUCCUAUCGUGUUUCAUCGACUGGAGCCGGCUAUUGGAUUUGGGUGGGCGACACGUGUAAUGGGAUUCAUUGUUCUUGGGACGUUGAUUUUCAGCUUCGCUGUUUUAAGGCCUCGCGUGUCUGCCCCUGGCAAAGCCAGAACUCUCUUUGAUGCCGCCGCUUUCCGCAACCCGAUGUUUAUCAUCUUUAGUCUGGGACUCUUCCUAUAUUUUCUCGGCCUCUACAUUCCAUACUUCUACGUCAGUAUGUGGGCUACACAAAUCUUGGGCACCUCACCUUCACUUUCCUUCUAUCUAUUCUCCAUCCUGAGCGCCGGAUCAGCAUUUGGUCGUAUUAUUCCUGGUCUGAUAGCUGACCAUAUCGGCCCUAUUAAUACCAUAAUACCCUCCCUUCUCUUGACAUCUAUCCUGGGGUUUUCCUGGACCGCGGUAAGGACAUUUAGUGGGCUGGUCGUCUUCUCUAUAUUCUAUGGAUUCUUCUCUGGCGCGUGUGUCUCUUUGCCCCCUACAAUUGUUGCUGGAAUCAGUCCCGAUCUUGGCAAAGUUGGCACGUGGAUGGGUAUGAGCUUCAGCUUUGCGGGCCUUGGGUUGCUGAUCGGAAGCCCAAUCGCGGGGGCCAUACUUGACGAUGAGGGUGGCAGUUACAUUGGUCCACAAUGUUUCAGUGCGGCGACUAUCAUGGCUGGAACAAUGAUGAUGUGUUGUUUGCGUUGGCUGAAGUUCCGAGAAGGCAAAGGGUGGAAGGCAUAG